This is a messenger RNA of Aspergillus lentulus, 939 nucleotides long. Its product is annotated as SMP-30/gluconolactonase/LRE family protein. Gene Ontology annotation, molecular function: gluconolactonase activity; calcium ion binding. Lineage: Eukaryota; Fungi; Ascomycota; Eurotiomycetes; Eurotiales; Aspergillaceae. The record is from RefSeq and is a predicted model, not a curated record. Gene Ontology annotation, biological process: L-ascorbic acid biosynthetic process.
AUGGCGGAAUUUCAGAAGUGGACGGUCACUGAGCCCUACAUCGACAUAGCAGGUACCCUUCUCGAGGGCCCCUUUCACGAUGAGGCCAGAAACGAGUUUCGCUUUGUCGACAUCUGGGAUCAGAAGUUGUACGUUCUGGAUUUAGCCAAGGGUCCGGAGUCUUUGAAAACAAUAGACACAGCUUCUCCUCUUGGAGUCACCGCCAAUAUUGCGAAUGGCGGUGAUGAUCACAAGGAUCAAAUAGUCGUAGCCGCCAAACACGGCUAUGCCCUUGCUGACCGCAACACUGGGGAACUGUCGUACCUCCGCAAGGCCUGGGACGACGAGAAGGAUCCGGAGAAACCUCAUCGAAUGCGUUUCAAUGACGGAGCCGUCGACAGUUAUGGGCGGUUCUGGGCCGGAUCGAUGAAUGACCCCAAAGUCCAGAAACCAACCAACGAGGGCGUCUUGUUCAGGCUGGACCCCGACCUGCAGUUGCAUCGUAUGGUCGAAGGGGUGUCCAUUCCCAACGGGAUUGGCUGGAACCCCAGAGACGAUACCAUGUACUUUACCGAUUCGCCUACGGCGAAGAUCUUCGCCUUUGACUUUGACGCCAGCACGGGAACCAUCAGUAACCGCAGAGUGCACUAUGAUGUUGGCGAGCCUAUGGAACCCGAUGGCUUCGCCAUCGAUGAGGAAGGAUGCAUCUGGAGCGCGAUUUACGGGGGCGGGAAGAUCAUCCGCAUCUCUCCGGAGGGCAAGCUUAUUGGCGAGAUCUCGUUCCCAACCAGGAACAUCACCUGUCCGACCUUUGUAGGGACGGAACUAUUUGUCACCACGGCCAAAGACGAUGUCAACGAUGAGCGGUUCCCAGAGUCUGUCCGUUAUGGCGGACGGGUCUAUCGAAUUGACGUGGGAGUUAGGGGAAAGCCGAAGAACGAGUUCCGGUUCCAGAAGUAG